Vicia faba (fava bean) is the source of this 2814-nucleotide messenger RNA. The record is from the annotation of a GenBank genome assembly. Lineage: Eukaryota; Viridiplantae; Streptophyta; Magnoliopsida; Fabales; Fabaceae.
AUGGAGAGGAGUUUUAAUGCUAAGAGGGAUGAAAUUGAUCUCGCAAGUUUGGUAGAAAUUGUAUUUUCUUGGAGUUUCAACGAUGUUCGCAAUGAAAACCUCUGCAAGAACAAGGUGCAAAAUAUCCCACAAACAUUCAUGUCAGUAUCAGAUUACUUAAGCUCAUUCAUUCCUUCAUUGAUUGAAGAAACUCACAGUGACCUCUCUUCGAGCUUGUAUGGCAUGCUUCGGGCGCCUUUUUGUGAGGUAUUGAUAGGUGAACCUGAAAGAUCCAAAAGCUACCUACCAACCAAGUUCUUGUUUUAUCAAAUCUCAGUGAACAGAACUAAUAAUGAUUCAAAAGAUGUUGGAACAUAUGAACCAGAAGUUGGAGAUCUCAUUGCCUUGACAGAUUUCAAACCGAAAUCUGUGGAAGACUUAAACCGGCCUAGAAGAUAUUAUCACAUUGCUUAUGUUUAUGGGUCAAAAGAAAGUACAGGCAAGAUCUCGGUUUUGUCUUCUAAAUGCAUUAACAUGGAGAUAAACUCUAAUUACCUAAGGAGCAACAGUGCACCAAAGCUUUAUGCUACCUACCUUUUGAAUCUGACAACAAAUAUUCGUGUUUGGAAAGCCUUAAACUCAGAGUUGGAAGGUGCAAACAUGAACAUGAUUAAAAAGGUGCUGCAAGCUAACUCAAAUAAUGGAGAAAACUGUCAACUUUGCAUUUCCGGGGAAAACCAUAUUGCAGCUUGUUUUAGAAUACAAACCAUGAUCCAAUCUCAGAAUCUGAAUGAUUCCCAAAAAGAUGCAGUUUUAAGCUGUGUUUCCAUGAGUGAAUGUCAUCACAGUGAAACUAUAAAACUUAUUUGGGGUCCACCAGGGACUGGCAAAACAAAGACAGUGGCUUCAUUGUUAUUUUCCCUGCUCAAGUUUGAAACCAGAACAUUGACAUGUGCUCCCACUAAUACUGCAGUGUUGGAAGUGGCUGCUCGCCUGCAGAAUUUAGUUAAGAAGUCACUUGAGCAUAAUACCGAAACAUAUGGUUUUGGUGACAUAGUGAUAUUCGGCAACAGAUCUCGAAUGAAAGUAGACGAUUACCGCUGUCUCCAGGAUAUCUUUCUGGAUUAUCGCGCAAGUAAUCUUUUGAGGUGUUUUGCUCCAUCCACAGGAUGGAAACAUCAGUUAGAAUCAAUGAUCAUGUUGCUUGAGGACCCCUCAAAGCAAUUUGGUUUGUAUAAGCUUCGUGCAGAUGAUAUUAUGUCAUUAGAACAAUUUGCAAAACAAAAACAGAGUGAUAUAGAACUUGCAUAUAGUUCAUCUAAGCAAGAUGAGAAGAAUGGUGAUCCUAUGACAUUAGAGCAAUUUAAGAAGAAUGAAUACCUUUCAUAUAAGGAAAACAAAAAGAACAGUGUCAUAACAUUGGAACAAUUUGUUAAGCAGAGAUUCAGUUACAUAGGAGUUGAGCUCAAGGUAUGCAUGCAAACCUUGUAUACACACCUACCAACAUCUUUAGUUCCAUUUGAGGAGAUGAAGAAAAUUCCUAUAGCUAUUGAUUUGCUAACAUCUCUUGAAAGCUCCUUGAAUAAAGCCAAGAUGAAACAAGCCCUUGACGACCGUGCAGAUGGAGAAAGCAUUUUUCACUGCCUUGGGGGGUUAAACAUCAAAAGAAAAGAGUGUCUUGGCUUACUAAGAUCACUUCUUAAGACAGUUUCACUUCCAAAAGUUACUGACAAAUAUGGAACAGAAAAAUUGUGCUUGAUGAAUGCACGGCUGAUUUUCUGUACUGCAUCAAGUUCUACUAGACUUUUCGCAGAAGGAAUGACACCGAUACAAUUUCUGGUUAUUGAUGAAGCAGCUCAGCUAAAAGAAUGUGAAUCAGCUAUUCCAUUGCAGCUGCCAGGUCUCUACCAUGCUAUUCUCAUAGGUGAUGAGAGACAGCUUCCUGCAGUAGUCAAAAGCAAGGAUAAUGAAGAGGCUGGAUAUGGAAGAAGUUUGUUUGAGAGGUUGGUAUUGUUGGGAUACAAGAAGCAUCUUCUUAACACUCAGUAUAGGAUGCAUCCAUCCAUCAGCUUAUUCCCAAAUAAAGAAUUCUAUGACAAGCAACUUGUCGAUGCCCCUAUUGUAAGAGAAAUGGGAUAUAAUAGGUGUUUCCUUGAAGGAAAAAUGUAUGCUUCUUUUUCUUUUAUAAACAUAGCUAAGGGUAAAGAGCAGCGAGGUCGUGGACACAGUUCAAAGAAUAUAGUGGAGGCUGCUGCUAUCUCCAAGAUUAUUGGAAACCUUGAAGAAGAAUUUUUGAGGACAAGGAAGAAAGUUAGCAUAGGAAUCAUAUCUCCAUAUAAAUCUCAGGUGUAUGAAAUUCAAGAAAAAAUAAAGCUAAGCAAUUCUGUUUCUGAUCCAGAUUUUUCUGUUAGUGUUCGUUCAGUCGAUGGCUUUCAAGGUGGUGAAGAAGAUAUAAUAAUAAUCUCCACAGUGAGAUCUAAUGGUGAUGCAAAAGUAGGUUUUCUUUCUAAUAGGCAAAGAGCGAAUGUGGCACUGACUCGGGCUAGACAUUGCCUUUGGAUAUUAGGGAAUGAAACAACUUUAGAAAAUAGUGACACUGUAUGGAAAGAACUAGUCCUUGAUGCUAAGGAAAGAGGGUGUUUCCAUAAUGCCGAUGAGGACAAGAAACUGGCUGAGGCUAUUGAGGAUGCCUUGCUUGAGAUUGAACUGCUCGAGGAACCUGAAUCGCCAUUUAAGAAACUUAGUCUACAAGACAGAUCAGACAGAUUUGCUACCACCUCUAGAGGUUUCUCCGGGGGCAGGGGCAGGCCGCCACCACGGAGAUCAAGGUGGUAA